CUGGCGGUUUUAGCAUUCAACUGAAGGAAUAAUAAUAAUUAUCUAUAUAUUAUUCUUGAAUUUUUUUGAACUUUUUGUGGAACAAUUUGUGGAACUUUUAAUAAGAUGGAUCCAGAAAAAGCGGAAUACGAACUACAACAUUUCAAUUUCUGUUCGGAAGAUAUCAUCUUUCAAAAUCGGUUGUUGGUAAAGUUCCUCAUUCAGAACAGUUUCGCUACGUUUACGGAUGAAUUUAUCAAAAAGCACAACAUUCCUGAUAACGAGGCUAUGGAAAUGCGAGCCAAUUGUUAUACGAUCAGUCUUAAGAUGUUUGCCGAUUGUGGUCCCAUACUGGACAAACUAAGCCAGCUUUACAGGAGUACUUUUUCAAUUCCUGAUUCUAUACUACUGCCAUCGGAUUUGAUGCACCGAAAGGACUACACUGUGGAACAGUUUGAAUCGCUACAAGCCGAGGUCAAAGAGCUGGAACAACAAAUCCAAAAAGAUGGUGUGUUUCUGUCGAUGCUGGAGGAGGAGAUCAAAUUGCACGAGCGGCUAGCUGCUUCCAUCGACGACGAAAAACAGCUUAUGAACCUAGUUGACCGGUAUCGGCAAUUGGAAAUCGUCCCGGCAGAGGAUGGUGCGGUUGUGCAAGAUCUGGCUGAUAUGAAGGAUGUGCUGCAAUGGGAGUAGGAAAUGGGAUAGUACUUUAUUGCAAACAAUGUACAUAUGAUGUAAAACAAAUUCAUUUUCAACCGCGAGUACUUAUUAUAGUUACCUUGGACCUCUGGUAAUCUGACUGUUAAUCUG
Molecule: messenger RNA, 789 nt
Organism: Ochlerotatus camptorhynchus
Lineage: Eukaryota; Metazoa; Arthropoda; Insecta; Diptera; Culicidae
Exons: 2
Coding region: 106-672 (188 amino acids)
Source: RefSeq, a predicted model, not a curated record